UUUCCCUGUUGGACUAUCCAAAAUUACGAUCACACAGUUAGUUUUAUGUGGCCUCCUCUCCCUCACCCAUAUCAUUGUUUGUUUAGAAACCAAAAUUUUGAAGUGGUUGCAGCUCGCUCUCUUUUCCUCUCUCUAUGCCGCGUCUUCAAAAUCACCUCCACUGAAAAACCAGAAUCACAUCCAUGAAUUCCGUUUCUGUAAACUGCACGCAGGCAGCUCCGUUUCCCGCCAAGCAUCUGAGCUCCGCCGGAGCUCGUAGUGUUGCCGGUCAAAUAAAUGGACCGUCGGAAGGUUGGAGUUCGUUUGAUUACAGGCGAAGAGUCCGGAGAAGCGGGAGGUUCCGAGUUUCGAAUGCCGCGACCGAAACGCGGCGGAGCUUGGCGUCUCCGAGCGACGGCGAGAUCGGUUUUGGGAAGCUGAGCAAGUCUAGCGCCGCCAUGGAGCAGCUCGACUUCGAGCGCGGCGUUUGCGUGCCGUUUCGCAAGUAUACUCCCGAGACUGUGAGGAAUAAGGUGUUGGAAUCCAAUGGGGCAGUUGCAUCGCUAAUUUCGAGAGGUGUGGAGAUAGUGUGGACUUUGGGCUUGUAUUGGUCUGCCUUGAUGUAUGACUGCUUCGUCGGAAGGGAUCAAGAAGUUGUUCCAAAGCGUGCUCGACAGCUUAGAAACCUCCUGUGUGAUUUGGGGCCUUCUUUCAUCAAAGCUGGCCAGGUUCUUGCAAACAGACCUGAUAUUAUCAGAGAAGAUUACAUGAAUGAACUUUGCAUUCUCCAAGAUGAUGUUCCUCCGUUCCCCAAUCAGGUUGCCUUUGACAUAAUAGAAGAGGAGUUGGGUCAACCCCUUGAAGCUGUAUUCAGUAAGAUUUCGCCACAGACAAUAGCAGCUGCCAGUUUGGGUCAAGUUUACCGAGCUACUUUACGUGACACUGGCGAGGAUGUAGCUAUUAAGGUACAAAGGCCAGAGAUAGAACCUAUAAUUUAUAGGGAUCUUUUUCUGUUCCGUAAUCUUGCUUCAUUCUUAAAUGGAAUCAGUCUACAGAAACUUGGGUGCAAUGCUGAGCUCAUUGUUGAUGAAUUCGGUGAGAAGCUUUUGGAGGAGCUUGAUUACACUUUGGAAGCCCGCAAUAUUGAAGAUUUUCUUGAGAACUUUAAAGAUGAUCCUACUGUCAAGAUACCUGACGUUUACAAACAGCUUUCUGGUCCACGUGUUCUAGUAAUGGAGUGGAUCGAUGGUGUUCGGUGCACUAACCCACAGGCAAUUAGAGAAGCCGGUAUUGAUGUAAAUGGGUUCUUAACUGUUGGAGUCAGUGCUGCGUUGCGCCAAUUACUGGAAUUUGGAUUGUUCCAUGGAGAUCCACAUCCUGGAAAUGUUUUUGCUAUGCGUGAUGGACGUAUUGGAUAUGUGGACUUUGGGAAUGUUGCUGUGCUUAGUCAGCAAAACAAACAGAUUUUGAUCGAUGCUGUCGUCCAUGCUGUAAAUGAGGACUAUGUUGAGAUGGCAAAUGAUUUCACCAGACUGGGCUUCUUGGCUCCUGGGACUGAUGUCUCUCCUAUUGUUCCAGCUUUAGAAGCAAUCUGGCAGAAUUCUCUUGGAAAAGGACUGUCUGACUUUAAUUUUCGAAGUGUUACUGGGAAGUUUAAUGAAUUAGUUUACAACUAUCCCAUUCGUAUUCCAGAGAGGUUUUCGCUUGUUAUCAGAUCUUUAUUGACUCAAGAGGGUAUCUGUUUUACUUUGCAGCCAGAUUUCAAAUUUCUUGAGGUUGCAUAUCCAUAUGUGGCAAAACGCCUCCUAACAGAUCCAAACCCGGCUCUGCGUGAACGCCUCAUACAAGUACUAUUUAAGGAUGGUGUUUUCCAAUGGAAGCGGCUAGAAAAUCUCAUUGUUCUUGCAAAAGAAAAUGUGUCCAUGAUGAGCAGCAAUCCUGCAUUGCAAGCGAAAGAAAUGCAAGGGUUAAGAGAGUUGCAAGUUAGCAAGAAACUGGACCUCACUGACACCAUCAAAGAUGGAGCUCGCCUUUUCAUUUUUGACGAAGGAAUCCGUAGAAAGCUCAUUCUUGCUUUGACCGAAGAUUCAAAGCUUCACAUAGAAGAGCUCGUGGAUGUGUAUAGACUGGUUGAAGAUCAGAUAGACAUACCAACGGUUGCUGUGGAAGUAGCACGAGACUUUCCGUCGUUCGUUCGAGAUGUGAUGCUUUCGUGGAGCGAGUCCGUCUUAACUGAUAGAUAGCUGGAAGUUUUGGAGUAGCUGCAAACACAGAACUUACUAUACUACUGAGUAAUACCAUACGAACCAAUCUUACACCCUAUUAUUGUUCGACAUCCGAUUGUCUGAAGUUGUAAAUUGCCUUGCCAGUGUUGUAAAUGAGAGUACGCCGCCUCUGUAGUCUGUAUAGAACCAAACAUUUUGGUAUAGCAAGUAUAUGCAAUUCAAAUGUA
Molecule: messenger RNA, 2431 nt
Organism: Rosa rugosa (rugosa rose)
Lineage: Eukaryota; Viridiplantae; Streptophyta; Magnoliopsida; Rosales; Rosaceae
Product: protein ACTIVITY OF BC1 COMPLEX KINASE 1, chloroplastic
Exons: 14
Coding region: 183-2222 (679 amino acids)
Biological process (GO): protein phosphorylation
Molecular function (GO): protein kinase activity; ATP binding
Source: RefSeq, a predicted model, not a curated record